AUGGAGGCCUCAGAUGGGCGAGAGGGUGAAGGGGACGAGCCUCUAGAGAAGGUGGCAGCUAUACCCUACUUAGAGGAGAGCUUCAGCACCAUCCCUGCUAGAGUCUCCCUGGUGUGCCAUGCCAUGGGCCUCAGCCAGGAUGCCUUCAAAAUUUGUAAAGAAUAUCUGAGGCCACUGAAGAAGUUCCUGCGAAAGUUGCACCUGCCCAAGGACGUUCCCAAGAAGAAGCAGCUAAAGUACAUGAAGCAGAGCCUGGUGGUCCUAGGGGAUCACAUCAGUGCCUUUCUGCAGCACUACUGCCAAGCCUGGGAAAUCAAGCACUGGAGGAAGAUGCUCUGGCGAUUUGUCUCCCUCUUUUCAGAACUGGAGGCAAAGCAGCUCCGCAGGCUCUACAAGCACACCAAGAGCAAACAGCUGGCCAAGUUUCUGGUGGUGUCCUGCCCCUUGGACACCUUGGAGAGCUGCUUGAUGGCUGGCCAGGAGGACAAUCUGCCCAAGCUCUGCGAUGCUUGGGGGCUGCACGGUAACCUCAGCAGCAUGAAGGCGAGGCUGUCCGAGAUGCAGGCCCCCAACUGUGGGGCCUCCCUGCCGGAGGAGCCAAGAGCCCAGGGCCACGUCGGGAGAGAUUCUUUGAGGACACUUCUGCAGAAAACAAGACCCAGGAGAAAGAGGAUUAAGGAAGCCCCAGAAACUCCAGAGGCCUCCCAAUAAGAAGACCCAGCUGG
Manis javanica (Malayan pangolin) is the source of this 725-nucleotide messenger RNA. It is a transcript of the gene CHCT1, whose product is annotated as CHD1 helical C-terminal domain containing 1. The record is from RefSeq and is a predicted model, not a curated record. Lineage: Eukaryota; Metazoa; Chordata; Mammalia; Pholidota; Manidae.